AGUCGUUGCUAGGCAACCCGGUGAUUAGGGGACAAUGGAAUAACGGAAUGCUAACGCUGUAGCGGUGUUUUCAGAAAGACACUCAGAGUGUCACAAACUCGCAAACUUUUAACUCACCUAUUGCAAAACUCAGCGAUUUUUUUGUGUUAUAUAGACUGCUUACCAAUGACUGAAGAAUAUAAACUGGAACCUCACCACAUUUUCGGUUUGCGCCAGGAAGUGAGAAACAACUUGCUCUUCUUGGACGACCAAACCAUCAUCUUCCCGAGUGGAAAUCACUGUGUGCGCUACCACAUCCUUCAGCGAUGGAACAAAUUCAUUCCAGUUGCAAAAGGAAGCAAAGGCAUCAAGGCGCUGGCUAUAAGCCCCAACCGGCGCUACGUGGCUGUGUCAGAGCGCAGAGAACGGGGCACAAUCACCAUCUAUGAUCUUCAGAACCGGCAGUGCCGCAAGAGACGGGUUCUGACAGGUGGUGUGAUCAGCGUGCAGGAGUUCGUCUGCAUGGCUUUUUCUUCCGACUCCAAGUACCUGCUGGGCCAGUCCGGAGGACCCGAAUGGACCCUCUUCUACUGGGAAUGGGAGAAGAAUGAGGUCAUUGCGACGGAAAAGACCACGAGGAUCGACCUUGUCAGUCAGGUCAGCUUUAACCCCAAGGACAACACACAGAUCUGUGUGACCGGAAAAGGAGUCUUCAAGAUCUUCAAACUGGAGAAUGAAACCCUGAAUCGGACCAACUUGUUUAAAAUGGACGUAGAGAACAUCCUGUGCCACGUAUGGAUGUCCGAGGACUGCAUCGUCGCAGGGACAGAAACGGGAAAACUGCUACUGCUGACGCUGAAGUCCGGAGACAUGCACAAGCUGGGGAUGCCGUGUGAGAGGCAAACGGAGGAAAGGGACUCGGACGUGAUCACUUCAUCUCUGACCGAACUGCCGCGUGUCACUGCCAUCACGCGGUACUCUACAGGCUUUGCCUGUUCCGCCGGACCGGGUCUAAUUUGCCUCUAUGAGAAAACGAAGGAGAAGGACAGCUACAGGAAGACCGCAGAAAUAAGAAUUCCUCAGGACUCGUUCCGUCAGCCGAGUCAGGCCGAGCGGCAGGAGAUAACCUCCGUGUGCAUGAGUCCAUCAGAGGAGACGCUGGCCAUCAGCACAGACCAGGGCCAAAUCUACCACAUCAACCUCGCCUUAUCUGAGAUUAGCAAGAGUAAGCAGACCAACUUCGAGUUCCUGUUUCACUCUCUUCACUCGGGGAGCAUCACCGGUCUGUCAGUCUGCUUAUCCAAACCCCUCAUCGCCACCUGCUCGAAGGACAGCUCCAUGCGCAUCUGGAACUACAAGACCAAUUCUCUGGAGCUGUAUAAGGAGUUCCCCGAAGAGCCGUACUGCGUGUCAUUGCACCCGAAUGGCCUUUCCAUCCUGGUCGGCUUCUUCAGUAAACUCUGCCUCAUGAACCUGCUAGUGGACACAUUCCGCACUGUCCAGGAGUUCGCCAUAGGCACCUGCAACGAGUGUGUGUUCAACCAUGAUGGCAACAUGUUCGCCGCCGUCAGCAGCAACGUGAUUCACAUCUACAACAUCAGAACACACAAAAAAGUGGACCUUAGGGGCCACCUUAAGAAGGUGCUGUCGGUGAAGUGGAGCGAAGAUGACCGUCGCCUGGUGUCGUGUGGGAUGGACGGCGCCGUAUACGUGUGGAACGUUCUGACCAGCGCCCGCGAGUCUGACAACGUACAGAGAUCCUGUAACUACACAGAUGUGACGUUCUCACCCAACACUGGGACCAUCCUUGCUGUAGGCAGUGAUUUCAAACUGAAGGAGUUCCGAGAUGAACAGAUCCUAAGGGAACUGGUCUCAGAUGGCGUUGCCUACACAGCCAUCUCCAUGACUCGUUCCGGCCAAGCGGUCUUCGUUGGAACCUCUGCUGGAACUGUCAGGGUCAUGGAGUACCCAUUACAAAAGGGGAAACUCUGGACGGAGUAUCAGGCCCAUUCUGGUCCCAUCACCAAAAUGGUCAUCACUCCCGGUGAUCAUUAUCUGCUGACUGCCUCAGAGGACGGUUCCCUCCUCAUCUGGACAAUCACUGACCAUCUGGGAUGCAAGUUGUGUAUGGGAAAAGAAAUAGAGUACACUGAGGAGGUCCUGUGUGCCAAGACCUAUCUGGAGAAAAAGGACCAGAUUUUACAAGAGGCUAACAACCAGGUGAAGUGGCUGAAGAUGGAGCAGGAGAACAAGCUGAAUCAGAAGGAAAUGAACUACAAUAAGAAGAUUGAUGACCUCAUGCAGAAUUACCUGCAGCAGAUUGAGGCUCUGAAAGGCCAAAACCAGGUGCUGAUUACUGAGGACGAGGGCCUGAAGGUUUUUCACCACAAGAUGCUGGCCGAGAUAAUAAAAAAACAUGCCAAAGAGCUGGAGGAUGAAAAACGGGGCCACGUAGAAACGCUUACAGUGGAAUAUGAAAAGCACUAUGAGCUGGAGCAGAGAAUGAAGGCCAUGCAGAAGGACUGUGAAGAGAAACUUCACCAGCAAGAGGAAAGCCAUCUCCAUGCCAUGGAGGAGAUGAAACAGUCCUAUGAGGCCAAGCUGCAGGAGCAACAGGCCAAAGUCCAGCAGGACAAGAAGAAGUCUGAGGAGACUCAGAGGAAGAGAAUGAAGGAGAAUGUUGAGUGUGAGCUCGAUGAUCUCUGCCUCAAAUACGAAGAGGACCUCCAGGAGGUGGAGGAGAUCAACAGCAACCUUAAAUAUGAAAUGGAUCUCGUAGAGAAGCAGCUGUUGCAGUUCAGUAAAUUGAAAAGAGAGUUACGGGAUCGGGACCUGAGCAUCCGUAAGCUAAAGGAGGACCUGAAGAACAUGCAGGACCAACAUAAAGAUGCAGGAAACAAAAUCAAGGAACUGACAAAGGAAAAGGAGGAGCAAAAGAAGAUCACCUGUAUACAGAAAAACCAAAUCUCAUCACUACUUAAAAAGCUUGAGAGGUUCAACAAGGGAUACGAAUAUGACUGUGUCACGCUGCAAAGCCAGCUGAAACAGCUGAGGCAAGAACGAGAUAAAUUGAAGAAAAUCGUUCAACUAAAGGAAAUCAAGCAACUGCAGAAAAAGAUUGAAGAGAACAAAACAAUCAUCAAAGAGCUCGAGACUGAGGUGAUGAGGAACAACAGAAAGAACAAGGAGAUCGUUGAGGACCUGAAGAAGAGGCUGACAACAAAGGAUCAAGAGUUGUGCAAUGAGAGGAACAGGGUCAGAAAGGAGAAAACUCUGGUGGAAAGGAUGAAGGCCGACAUCCAAAAGGGCUCCAACUUCCUUCAGCAGCCGAAGAUGCUGUAUGAUUACUUCAUGAAACUCCACAAAUGCUACAUCCAGAAAGCAGACGUAAGUUUAAUACACAUAUAUACACGAACACACACACACACACACACAGUACACAGGCCAGUAUGCUUAUACCUGACUGAGUGUGAUGACUGCGCAAGGGGUACGCGCAGAAGCGGAUGAACGUUCAGAAGAAACAACACGCCAUGGAGAUGAAUAACCAGCAGGCAGUUUGCACCAAGAUCAUGAAGGUGAGAACCAUGAUGGCUGAAGAGCUUAGCCAAGAGAGAACAAAGAACUACGAGAUGCAGAUGAUCCUCGAUAAGAAGAAUUCCCCAACUGUUGAAUAACUUCAUGCACAAUGGGUUACAGUCAUCUCUGAAAUCCUGUACAGUGAGGUACAGCAUUCUGGACUUGGACAUGGCUAAAAUUUCUUCACCCAGUUUAAAACACUCAAAAAGCAUACAUAAUUUCA
Messenger RNA from Pangasianodon hypophthalmus (striped catfish), 3778 nucleotides. Its product is annotated as cilia- and flagella-associated protein 57. Gene Ontology annotation, molecular function: protein binding. The transcript has 22 exons. The record is from RefSeq and is a predicted model, not a curated record. Bases 166 to 3486 code for a protein of 1106 amino acids. NCBI's taxonomy places the organism in Eukaryota, Metazoa, Chordata, Actinopteri, Siluriformes, Pangasiidae.